CGUGUGGCUAGACGCGUGAGUACCGAUAUGCUUGUAUGGAACAGCGCGACUUUUUCUACAUUCUCUGUUUAAUGGUCAGAACAGAGUCAUUUGAGUAAGCGAUUACCAUUAUGUUGGGAUAUCGAAAGUAAGACAAAACAAGCAUCCAAGCCGAGUAAAAUGUGGAGAAACUGAAUUUUGGAAAAGAGACGGGAAAUAGGUCUCUGAGAGAGGAUGUGGUGUGUGGACGAGAGUCCAGAGGGGCUACUCUACGUCUUCGAGUCGCCGACCCACAGCGGCGGUCUGCUGCGGCGCCUAGAUGCCCAGAGGCGGGCGGGCGUCCUGUGCGACGUCACCGUGCUGGUGCAGGGGCGACGGGUCAGCGCGCACGGAGCCGUUCUGGCGGCCUGCAGUGGCUACUUCCUGCACCAGCUCCAGGAGAAGAGAGGCGGGGACGCCGCCGUGGUCAUCAGCCUGCCCAGCACAGUGACCACGAGGGGCUUUGCCCCGCUGCUGCAGUUUGCCUACACGGGGAAGCUCUCCCUCAGCAGGGCCAGUCUGUUGGGCGCCAGCAUCCCUGCGGAGAGCGCCUACAUACACGACUUGAAGGGACUUCAGGCUUCCCUCUCCUGA
This is a messenger RNA of Alosa alosa (allis shad), 612 nucleotides long. Its product is annotated as transcription regulator protein BACH2-like. The record is from RefSeq and is a predicted model, not a curated record. Gene Ontology annotation, molecular function: RNA polymerase II cis-regulatory region sequence-specific DNA binding; protein binding; DNA-binding transcription factor activity, RNA polymerase II-specific. The transcript has 3 exons. The coding region runs from base 214 to 612 and encodes 132 amino acids. Lineage: Eukaryota; Metazoa; Chordata; Actinopteri; Clupeiformes; Clupeidae. Gene Ontology annotation, biological process: regulation of transcription by RNA polymerase II.